Anopheles nili is the source of this 1835-nucleotide messenger RNA. RefSeq names its product run domain Beclin-1-interacting and cysteine-rich domain-containing protein-like. Gene Ontology annotation, molecular function: phosphatidylinositol phosphate binding. The transcript is spliced from 4 exons. Gene Ontology annotation, cellular component: intracellular membrane-bounded organelle. Bases 1 to 1710 code for a protein of 569 amino acids. NCBI's taxonomy places the organism in Eukaryota, Metazoa, Arthropoda, Insecta, Diptera, Culicidae. The record is from RefSeq and is a predicted model, not a curated record.
AUGGCGAAACGAUCGUGCAGUGAGGAGUGUAUGGCUACGACCCCGUCGAGCCCACUGUCAACCCGUCGAUCCUCAAGUGCCCCCAGUCUGAUAGAUCACGAAUCCGAGAUGGCCCUUGUAAUACAUCGUCACACCAACGCCACACGCAUCCCAUCCUUCAACUACCACGACGGUAUCAAUCAACCUGCUCCAUCAACAACGCCCCAAGCGGUGAGUCGCGCAGUGUCACCCUCGGGACCGGUGGAGUACGGUGAGCUCCAACACCAGGUGACGCCACCGUGCAAGACCCCAUUCCGAACCGUGCCGAUGGGCUUUCUAGAUGAUCUCGUCCCACAGAAGGGGCGUCGAUUGCGCAAACACUGCCACGAGUUCGAACCUUACGAAGGACACUGUCGAGCGGAUUCACCACUCGAGCGUAUCCACCCAGAGCAGGGCUGUAUGCCUAUACUGCGUGCGGUUUACUUCUCGCGCAAUAAUAACGAUCUGGAUAAGGAGAACGCCCACUUUAAGCUGGCUGAGGCGCUAAUUUCGACGUUUGAGCUGCUUAAGUGGAAGAGCUACUUGAGCCGAUCGUCGAGCGAGGUGUCCCACUUAGAUUGGGAGGUGGGAACGGCAGCGGUAGAGCAGCAGCUUCCAGGAUCUGACGAAGGACGCGUUGACGAACAGGAUCGGUCGGAUGAAAGCAGCGAAGCGAUCGAGGCGAAGGAGAACACCUGCGAUUUGCGCACGUACUCAGCGGAGGAAAUCGCGAUCGGGCUUUUGAACAAGUUCCAGGAUCGUCAACUGCCUUCAGCGGGUGACUUCCUGUGGUUGGUGUCGGAACAGGACGCUCCACAGAAGCUGCUACCGGUACCGAGCGGUGGUGUCGUCGAUCCGGACGAUACACAAUCGCCUGAUGCCGGAACGCUUAUCCGUGGUACGCAAGAAUGGGCACCUCCAAGACCGCAAGCCAUCUUCACGUACAAACCACCACCACUCGAACGCCGCGUGCAGAUAGCCCGUCAGGGUAACCGAUGCGAAGGAUGUGGCACCAAGGUGAACCUGGCGUACCUGAGCCGCUACCGUUACUGUCAUUACACGGGCAAGUAUAACUGCUCCGGUUGUCACAAGAACCAGAUGGCCAUUGUGCCGGCACGCGUCAUUCAACGGUGGGACUUUACCGUACUUCCGGUGAGCGUGUUCGCGUACCGGGUGCUGGGUGACAUCUGGAGUACGCCUCUCUACCUCGUGAACCACCUCUAUCCGGAGCUGUACGGUUUGGUCAAGAGCCUACGGUUGGUGCGCCAGGCGAGAGUGAACCUGAAGUUCGCGAAGGACUUCAUUCUGAACUGCCGCUACUCGGAGAGCACGCGUCACGUCUUCCAGGAAGUGCCUGAAUACUUUACGUCCGAUUUCGACAAGUGGUCGAUGGCGGACUUCCUUGCGGUGAAAAGUGGUGCCCUUCAGCGACUGCUCGCAUCGAUCGAGUCCCGUUGCGAAGCGCACAUCCUGUCGUGUGAGCUCUGCCUCGGACGUGGGUUCGUGUGCGAAAAGUGCAUUGGUGGUCGUGCGGGGAGGAAUGUUUUGUUCCCGUGGCAACCGAAGGUGGUCCGAUGUGAGGAAUGCGGGAACUGCUAUCAUGGUGCGUGCUGGCGCAAGGAUAAGAGCUGCGAUCGAUGUGACCGGAUCCGGCGACGGCAGACUACUGCUGCAGAGGGGCCGCCACCAUGACCGGGUCAGCGACCUUUGCGAGUUGUGAGGAGAUCGACUUUAGAAGCUUACGGAGCGCGUGAUGGGGAAGGAGGAGUAAUUUUGGAAAUUUUUAAACAAACCACACAGCCUACCCAUGACCGGAA